AAACCCCUUCGUUUAGGCGGACUAUCGAAAGAAAACAGUCCCAACUCACUAAAACCUGGUUUUUGUAUUUGUGAACUUUCCAGAGGCACUUCGAUUUCAGCCAUCGCCGUCUUCUUCUUCUUCUCCUCCACCUUCCGCAGAUCUGAUAUAGGGUUAGGGUUUUUCUCCGCUAUCUCGAUUUCUCUCCAACCCAACCACAAAAAUGGCUAUUUCUGCUCAAACCCCCGAUAUUUUGGGCGACCGCCAGUACGGUCAGGACGUUCGCACUCAAAAUGUGGUGGCUUGUCAAUCUGUCGCCAACAUCGUGAAAACCUCGCUCGGUCCCGUGGGUCUUGACAAGAUGUUAGUUGAUGAUAUUGGUGAUGUGACUAUUACCAAUGACGGAGCAACCAUUCUCAAGAUGUUAGAAGUUGAACAUCCUGCUGCCAAGGUGCUCGUAGAAUUGGCCGAGCUUCAAGACCGAGAAGUCGGAGAUGGGACUACUUCAGUUGUCAUUGUAGCUGCAGAGUUGCUCAAGAGAGCAAAUGAUCUCGUGAGGAAUAAGAUUCACCCGACAUCUAUAAUUAGCGGCUACAGACUUGCUAUGAGGGAGGCAUGUAAAUAUGUUGAGGAGAAAUUGGCUGUGAAGGUUGAGAAGCUUGGGAAAGAUUCUUUAAUAAAUUGCGCCAAGACAAGCAUGUCCUCAAAGUUGAUAGCUGGUGACAGUGACUUCUUUGCAAAUUUGGUUGUGGAUGCAGUACAAGCUGUAAAGAUGACAAAUGCUAGGGGGGAAAUCAGAUACCCAAUCAAGGGGAUAAAUAUUUUGAAAGCUCAUGGAAAAAGUGCAAAAGACAGUUAUCUCUUGAAUGGAUAUGCUCUAAAUACAGGUCGUGCUGCACAAGGAAUGCCUAUGAGAGUUUCCCCUGCAAGAAUCGCCUGUAUUGACUUUAAUCUUCAGAAAACGAAAAUGCAAUUGGGUGUUCAAGUUUUAGUAACUGAUCCCAGAGAACUUGAAAAAAUUCGUCAAAGGGAAGUGGAUAUGACCAAAGAACGCAUUGAGAAACUUCUCAAAGCUGGAGCGAAUGUGGUUCUGACUACAAAAGGGAUUGACGACAUGGCACUCAAGUAUUUCGUUGAGGCUGGGGCUAUUGCCGUAAGACGUGUUCGGAAAGAGGAUAUGCGGCAUGUUGCCAAGGCUACUGGCGCAACUCUGGUCUCAACAUUUGCUGAUAUGGAAGGGGAGGAAACAUUCGAGCCAUCAUUUCUUGGAUCUGCAGAUGAAGUUGUGGAGGAGCGCAUUGCUGAUGAUGACGUGAUUUUGAUAAAAGGGACCAAAACUACAAGCGCAGUUUCGGUGAUCCUGAGGGGUGCCAAUGACUAUAUGCUUGAUGAGAUGGAGAGAGCUUUGCAUGAUUCUUUAUCCAUUGUGAAGAGGACCCUGGAAUCAAACACGGUGGUAGCGGGUGGUGGGGCAGUUGAGGCUGCGUUAUCUGUGUAUCUGGAGUAUCUUGCGACGACUUUGGGAUCACGUGAGCAGUUGGCGAUUGCUGAGUUUGCUGAAUCUUUGCUAAUAAUACCCAAGGUGCUCGCUGUCAAUGCCGCCAAGGAUGCAACGGAGUUGGUGGCAAAAUUGCGGGCAUACCAUCAUGCUGCACAAACUAAGGCUGAUAAGAAGCAUUUAUCUAGCAUGGGAUUGGACCUCAUAAAGGGAGCCGUUCGCAACAACUUGGAAGCUGGAGUCAUUGAGCCUGCAAUGAGCAAAGUCAAAAUAAUUCAGUUUGCAACGGAAGCUGCCAUAACAAUUCUUCGAAUUGAUGACAUGAUAAAGCUUGUCAAAGAUGAAAGUCAGAAUGAGGAGUAGAAUUUGUGUGCUUGCAUUCAUACGCUUCAUUUUUUUAUUUUGCUAAUAGAGGGGAAUGGUUGGUGUGUGAACUUUGAAGAGGAUUUCAUGGUUUGAUGUGGGUUUUUUGUAAUACUCCAAAAUGAGAAUGUUUUAUUAUCUAGUUAAUGAAGCUAUUUCUGUAUUGCUUUCAGCUUUUAUGUUUUGGAAUUAGGAUUCAGUUGAGAAGUGGUUGCGAGAUGAAGGGGACAGGAUUUUUUUUAGUUUUGGUGGUCCUACUGGUGACACUUGAAUUACAUGUUUGGUUUUUUGUAGUACUUGGAAGAUUAGUGACC
This is a messenger RNA of Morus notabilis, 2154 nucleotides long. RefSeq names its product T-complex protein 1 subunit alpha. Gene Ontology annotation, molecular function: ATP hydrolysis activity; ATP-dependent protein folding chaperone; ATP binding. Gene Ontology annotation, cellular component: chaperonin-containing T-complex. Bases 203 to 1840 code for a protein of 545 amino acids. The record is from RefSeq and is a predicted model, not a curated record. NCBI's taxonomy places the organism in Eukaryota, Viridiplantae, Streptophyta, Magnoliopsida, Rosales, Moraceae. Gene Ontology annotation, biological process: protein folding. The transcript has 17 exons.